CUCUGGGCGCUCGGCAGGGGAAGGCAGGUGCGCAAAUCACUCCAUCUCUUUCUCGCACAUCUCCUAGUUUGGCCGUUCUUCUGCUUUUCUCCCCUGAGUGGAGGUGAGUUUUGGGGGAGCGAGGGCAUUCGGAAAGGCAGGAUGGUCAACAACCUGACCGAAUGCGAGGAGGCAGAGGGGGCCGCCAACAGCCAGGUGGUCGACGCCAUCUGUCCACCCAAGAAAGGAGAUGGUAACCCUAAGGAGAGCAGUCCAUUCAUCAACAGCACCGACCCAGAGAAGAACCAGCAAUAUGACGGCAAGAACAUGGCUCUGUUUGAGGAGGAGAUUGACACAAUUCCCAUGGUAUCGUCUCUUCUCAGCAGUCUUGCCAACUACUCAAACCUGCCCCAGGGCAGCAAAGAACACGAGGAGGCGGAAAACAACGAGGGCUCGCGCAAGAAACCUGUCCAGGCACCGCGGAUGGGAACGCUGAUGGGCGUCUACCUGCCCUGCCUGCAGAACAUCCUGGGCGUGAUUCUGUUUCUCAGGAUGACCUGGAUGGUGGGCAUCGGCGGCGUCAUCGAGGCCUUCAUCAUCGUGCUCAUGUGCUGCUCCACGACGAUGCUCACUGCCAUCUCCAUGAGUGCCAUUGCCACAAACGGCGUAGUGCCAGCUGGAGGCGCCUAUUACAUGAUCUCUCGUUCUCUGGGCCCUGAGUUCGGUGGAGCUGUAGGUAUCUGCUUCUACUUGGGCACCACCUUUGCUGGAGCCAUGUACAUCCUGGGCUGCAUCGAGAUCCUGCUGGUGUACAUCGUACCACAAGCGGCUGUUUUUAAGAUGGAGGGUCUGGAGGGAGCCGAGGCCGAGGCCGCCAUGCUGAACAACAUGCGUGUUUACGGCACGCUGGUGCUCAGCUUCAUGGCCAUUGUGGUGUUUGUAGGAGUGAAGUACGUGAACAAGCUGGCGCUCGUCUUCCUCGCCUGUGUCAUCUGCUCGAUCCUCGCCGUCUACGCUGGAGUGAUCAAAACCGCCUUCGAGCCUCCGGUCUUCCCAGUGUGUGUGCUGGGAAACCGGACUCUGGUUUGGAAAGGCUUCGAUGUGUGUGCGAAGGUCAUCGAGAGAGAAAACGCCACGGUCACCACCAAACUCUGGCGGCUCUUCUGCGACUCUGAGUUCCUGAACGCCACCUGUGACAGCUAUUUCACCAACAACAACAUCACGGAAAUACAGGGAAUCCCCGGAAUCAUGAGUGGUAUCCUGCGUGAUAAUCUCUUUGGGAAUUAUAUGGAUAAGGGAGCGUUUAUUGAGAAGCUGGGAUUACCCUCCGUGGAUGAACCCGAUUCCAUACCGACCAACACCAACCGCUACGUGCUUGCCGACGUCACCAGCUUCUUUACCAUGCUGGUGGGCAUCUACUUCCCCUCCGUGACAGGUAUCAUGGCUGGAUCAAACCGAUCCGGUGAUUUGCAGGAUGCCCAGAAGUCCAUUCCCAUCGGCACCAUCCUGGCCAUCACCACCACCUCCAUCAUCUACAUGUCUAGUGUGCUUCUGUUUGGUUCCUGCAUCGAGGGAACGGUGCUGAGGGAUAAGUUUGGUGAGGCGGUCAGGGGGAAUCUGGUGAUCGGGACACUGGCGUGGCCUUCGCCCUGGGUCAUCGUCUUCGGUUCCUUCUUCUCCACCUGCGGUGCGGGGCUUCAGAGCUUGACGGGCGCUCCGCGUCUCAUGCAGGCCAUCGCACGAGACGGCAUCGUGCCGUUCCUCAGGGUGUUUGGUAAUGGAAAAGCAAACGGGGAGCCCACCUGGGCGUUGCUCCUGACCGCAUGUAUCUGUGAGAGUGGGAUUCUCAUCGCUUCUCUGGAUAACGUCGCUCCGAUUCUCUCCAUGUUUUUCCUCAUGUGCUACAUGUUUGUGAAUCUGGCCUGUGCUGUUCAGACUCUGCUCAGAACGCCCAACUGGAGGCCGCGGUUCAAGUUCUACCACUGGACUCUAUCCUUCCUUGGCAUGAGCCUCUGUCUCUCGCUCAUGUUCAUCUGUUCUUGGUACUACGCCAUCGUUGCCAUGGGAAUCGCCGGCUGUAUCUACAAGUAUAUCGAGUUCCGAGGGGCGGAAAAGGAAUGGGGUGAUGGAAUAAGAGGUCUGUCUCUCAGCGCGGCCCGGUUCGCCCUUAUGAGGCUGGAAGAGGGACCACCACACACCAAGAACUGGAGGCCUCAGAUAUUAGUCCUGGUCAGCAUGGAUUCUGAGCUGAAUGUGGAGCAGCCGCGUUUGCUGUCUCUGACCAAUCAGCUGAAGGCUGGGAAGGGUCUGACCAUCGUGGGCACAGCACUGGAGGGAACCUACCUGGAAAACCAUCCUCAAGGACAGCAGGCCGAACAGUCUCUGAGGAAGCUCAUGGAGGCGGAGAAGGUGAAGGGUUUCUGUCAGGUGGUCAUCUCUUCUAACAUGAGGGACGCCACGUCACAUUUGGUCCAGGCCGGAGGUUUGGGAGGUCUUCUACACAACACCGUACUGGCCUGCUGGCCCCGCAACUGGAAACAGGCUGAGGAUCAUCAGAACUGGAGAAACUUCAUUGAGCUGGUAAGAGAAACCACUGCUGCCAGUAAAGCCCUGCUGGUGCCCAAGAACAUCUCUGCCUUCCCGUCAAACGGAGAGCGCUUCACAGAGGGUCAAAUUGAUGUGUGGUGGAUCGUACAUGAUGGAGGCAUGCUGAUGCUGCUACCGUUCCUCCUCCGCCAGCACAAGGUUUGGAGGAAGUGCAAGAUGCGCAUCUUCACUGUGGCCCAGAUGGACGAUAACAGCAUCCAGAUGAAGAAGGAUCUGACAACCUUCCUGUAUCACCUGCGCAUAGACGCCGCAGUGGAGGUGGUGGAGAUGCAUGACAGCGAUAUCUCGGCGUACACGUAUGAGAAGACCCUGAUGAUGGAGCAGAGAUCUCAGAUCCUGAAGCAGAUCAACCUCACCAAGACUGAGCGUGAACGUGAGGUGGAUCCCCGUAUUUGGCAGCAAAGAUCAAUGAAGCAAAAGAUCUUCUUGACUCUGGCCCUCGGCGCUGACCCAGCUGCCCGCGCUACCCCAACAGAGAGUUACAUCUACUUCAGAGCCGCCAACUCACCCAUGAGUCUCCACAAGUCAUUGUUCUCCUCCAUGUUUUUCUGCCAUAAAUCAGCUGACUCUCAGCAUACUGCAUUCUGUUCUAUCUGUCACUGUUCCCCACCACCGCUUAAUGAACAGCUCAUUCAUGACCAGAGUACCAACCCGCCGACCCCGGCCACACCGCAGUCCCCCAGCGCAGAGGCCGAGACCCCCGGCACGGCUGUUCAGAUGACAUGGACCGAAGCAAAGUGCGAUGGAGAGCAGGCCAAACCUAUAGGAGCCACGACACCAGAGGCCAUCAAAGACCUCUUCAACAUGAAACCAAACCAGUCCAACUUGAGGCGCAUGCACACUGCACUCAGACUCAAUGAAGUCAUCAUAAAGAAAUCCCAGGAGGCCAGACUAGUCCUGCUCAACAUGCCCGGACCGCCCAAAAACAGAACCGGCGACGAGAACUUGUGGCCCAAGCAAUAUCCCAGAAUUCCCUUGCAUCAACCAGCUUCAUUCGUCCAACAGAAAAUCCCGUUCUACUGGCCUGCCAAGCUCUCACUGGCCAAACAUCGCUCUUGGCGUUACUCUCGUUCAUGA
Messenger RNA from Sinocyclocheilus anshuiensis, 3663 nucleotides. Its product is annotated as solute carrier family 12 member 5-like. NCBI's taxonomy places the organism in Eukaryota, Metazoa, Chordata, Actinopteri, Cypriniformes, Cyprinidae. Gene Ontology annotation, biological process: chemical synaptic transmission; cell volume homeostasis; potassium ion homeostasis. The transcript is spliced from 26 exons. The coding region runs from base 142 to 3663 and encodes 1173 amino acids. The record is from RefSeq and is a predicted model, not a curated record. Gene Ontology annotation, cellular component: plasma membrane. Gene Ontology annotation, molecular function: potassium:chloride symporter activity.